This is a messenger RNA of Drosophila innubila, 1612 nucleotides long. RefSeq names its product surfeit locus protein 4 homolog (gene Surf4). Gene Ontology annotation, biological process: Golgi organization. Gene Ontology annotation, cellular component: endoplasmic reticulum; membrane; endoplasmic reticulum-Golgi intermediate compartment. The coding region runs from base 241 to 1053 and encodes 270 amino acids. Lineage: Eukaryota; Metazoa; Arthropoda; Insecta; Diptera; Drosophilidae. The record is from RefSeq and is a predicted model, not a curated record. The transcript has 4 exons.
UCUUUGCCAACCUUCUCGUAGUGCCCGUGUUGUGUAGCGCUUCGAUAUCGCCAGCCGCCCGUGUUGUGUGUGUGUUUUAAUUUCCUGGUUUAUUCAUGAUUUUUUGUUAAUUUUAAUUUAGUGAACACAGUGACGAUACAAGUUGUAGGAGUCUUUUGCUAAAACGUGCAUGUCUUUAGCUGCAAGUUUCAUCGUCGCCUCGUAGAACGCAUAAGCAGCGCAGCAGCAGGAACUGCCAACAUGAGCAUACCCAACGAAUACAUUGCAAAAACGGAAGAUGUGGCUGAACAGGUUAUCAAGCGCGGCAAAAAUGUAUUGCCAACUGUUGCGCGACUCUGUCUCAUUGCCACCUUCUUCGAGGAUGGCCUGCGCAUGUAUUUCCAAUGGAACGAGCAGCGCGAAUAUAUGGACAUGAGCUGGGGAUGUGGCAAGUUUCUGGCAACCGUUUUUGUGCUGACCAAUCUGUUUGGACAGCUCGGUGGCUGCGGUAUGGUCAUGGCUAGAUUCAAGGUUGACAUUGCUGUCGGUCUGCUCUUCUUCAUUGUAGUACUACAGACAAUAGCCUACUCCAUUCUGUGGGACUUCCAGUUCUUGCUACGUAACUUUGCAUUGAUCGGCGCCCUGCUCCUUGUGCUUGCCGAGGCCAGAAUCGAAGGACGCAGUUUAUUUGCAGGCGUGCCAUCUCUGGGUGAUAAUAAACCCAAGAAUUUCAUGCAGUUGGCCGGCCGCAUUCUGUUGGCAUUCAUGUUCAUUACGCUAAUUCGUUUCGAAUUGAGUGUGUGGAAUGUUAUUCAGGAUAUUAUUGGCUCCACAUUGAUGGUUCUUGUUGUGCUUGGCUACAAGACAAAGUUGUCUGCGUUAAUUUUGGUCGCGUUACUGACUGUUCUCAAUCUGUACCAUAAUGCUUGGUGGACUAUUCCGUCGUACAAACCGCUCAGGGAUUUCUUGAAAUAUGACUUUUUCCAGACCCUAUCUGUUAUUGGUGGCUUACUCAUGAUUGUGUCCUUGGGCCCCGGUGGUGUCUCCAUGGAUGAGCACAAGAAGAAGUGGUAGAACUUCUAGAAAUCGCUAAAAACAAAAGAAUUGACUUUUAUUGCGAUUAAUUUUUACUGCAAAAGAUUUAGUUAGAAAUACCAUAAAAUGGAACAACAGGAGCAAAAGCACAACAACACAUAAAAUAAUUGACUUAUUGAUAAAAAAUAAUGAAAGGGACUUCCGCAAUAUCCAGGCUAAUCCAUUAUGGCCCACCAACAAACAUUCGCGCACGUUCAACGACAAACUUCGUAUACAUAUAAGACAUUUCGUUUUGUACAUAAAACAUGGCGAUUUAAUGCCUCUAAUGAGAGACAUUAACUGAUUUUAUAUUCAUUAUCUGUCCACCACCAACAUAUAAUUUUUGCAAUUUUUUUAUUUGUACUUUUUCGCCCUUCACAUAAGUUGUAAUAUUGUGGUUUGCGUUUGUUGUUUGACAGAAGUUCGAUUAUGAUAACGGUGUAUAAAAUAUGAUGAAUUGUACCAAUUGACGAUAAUUUGUUUCUUUCGUUUAUAAGCAAAAGUGUAAUAGAAUUUAAUUGUAACAUUUUAAUAAAGAAAAAAACAAGUAAAAAAUUUA